Eucalyptus grandis is the source of this 4602-nucleotide messenger RNA. RefSeq names its product histidine kinase 3. The coding region runs from base 964 to 4086 and encodes 1040 amino acids. Gene Ontology annotation, biological process: phosphorylation; phosphorelay signal transduction system. Lineage: Eukaryota; Viridiplantae; Streptophyta; Magnoliopsida; Myrtales; Myrtaceae. Gene Ontology annotation, molecular function: phosphorelay sensor kinase activity. The transcript is spliced from 11 exons. The record is from RefSeq and is a predicted model, not a curated record.
AAGCCCCCCCGCCGGCCGACGAUCCUCGCCACCAUAUUCUUCACUAUCCUCUUCACGCAGAUUCUUCUUCUUUCUUUCAUCCCUUUUACUUUAAUUUUCCCUUUUACGAAGCGCAGGGUCGGGGAGGGAAAAAGGGAAGAGCUUUUUCGGCCUCUUACAGUGGGUUCCUUUUGCAGUUACUUCUCCGCACAGCAUAUUAGUUUCGAGCGGGUGGUCGGUUCCUUCCAACGAGAGUCAAACCUCAAAGAACUCUGCUUGCUCUGUGUGUGUCUCUCUCUCUUUCGUCUUCCCACAGUUUUGGAGUCAUUUCUCGAGGGCCCUUCUUUAAUUACGACUCCCAUCAGGUUCUUCUUCCAUGGAGUCGGGCGAGGGUGGGGCGGGGCUUUUUUUCUUCCGGUUUUUAUUGCUUGAGGCAGCUAAAUUUGGAAUCUUUGGUGGUUUGGCUUUGGACCCAUCUCUCGAUUCCGGGUUCUUCGGUUAGCAACUAACUAUAUAACUUCACAUUCUGAUUGGGUAUCAGAAAAGAAUCUGAGGACUAGUCGGUUCUGUUUGUUUGUUUGUUUUUUUUUUUUUUUUUUUGGGUAGUGUUGGGGUGCUGGUUGGGUUAAUUUUUUUUUUUUCUUUUCAACCUUUCUGCAAUUUCUGUUCCUCCUGUUGUAAUCUGAAGCUGGAGCUCUUUGGGUGGAUAAAACAGCAUAUCUUGUCUCUGGGCUUCAGGAGCUCCCUUUUGAUCUGCUCUCUUUUGGGUGCUGAGUUGGGAGGUUUGAGUGGGCUUCUUUGCCUCUUCGAUUGCCGUACGACGAUCACCAAGGUGAGGUUUUUGAGAAUUUCCCUGUAGCUGGACUGUUUGUCUGGAUCUGGUAUUGGCUCUUCAGGUCGGUCUUGAAUGACUGGGAAAAGAAGGAAGGAAAAAGAACUUGGUGGUACUGUUUCUGGCCAAAGUUGUCUAGUUUACCGUGUUGGAUGAGUCUGUUCUAUGUACUUGGGUUUGGUCUAAAGGCAGGGCAAUUAAUUUGGAUGUUAUGGUGGUCGAUAGUAUCCGUAAUUUCAAUGAACUGGUUCAUUAGUAGGGGGCUCAUGGAUGCCAAGACUGGCCUGCUUGGAGGGGAUGGCAAGAUUUCGCUGAACUGGCGUGAGAAAGUCUUGGGGAAAAUUGUCAAGAUUCAGCAUCGGUAUGACCACUUGUUUGGGUCCAAGAAAAUUAGCAACGCAUUGUGGAGGAAGCUGUUGUACACAUGGGUGUUUUGUGCGACCAUGUUUUCUCUGUGGAUUUUCUCAUACAUGAGCUCGCAAGCUAUUGAGAAGAGGAAAGAGACACUAGCUAGUAUGUGCGACGAGAGGGCUCAGAUGUUGCAGGACCAGUUCAACGUGAGCAUGAACCAUGUUCAGGCUAUGUCGAUUUUGAUCUCAACCUUUCACCAUGGCAAGAGCCCCUCUGCUAUUGACCAGACAACUUUUGCUGAAUAUACCAAAAGAACUGCAUUUGAGAGGCCUCUCACUAGUGGUGUGGCAUAUGCAGUGAGAGUGCUCCAUUCAGAGAGGGCAGAGUUCGAGAAACAGCAAGGCUGGCCUAUCCGGAGAAUGGACACCCUUGAGCAAAAUCUGGUUCAUAAGGAUGACUUUGACCCUGAAGUGUUGGAGCCCUCUCCAAUUCAGGAAGAAUACGCCCCCGUCAUUUUCGCUCAAGAUACUGUCUCCCACGUAGUUUCCAUUGAUUUACUCUCAGGAAAGGAGGAUCGUGAAAAUGUACUGCGUGCAAGAGCUUCAGGAAAAGGGGUGCUUACCGCUCCUUUCAGGCUGAUUAAAACAAACCGCCUGGGGGUCAUAUUGACCUUUGCUGUCUAUAAAACUGAUCUUCCUUCAAAUGCAACUCCGGAUGAGAGAAUCCAGGCAACUGCUGGGUACAUUGGUGGUAUCUUUCAUAUUCAAUCAUUGGUGGAGAAAUUGCUGCAACAGCUGGCUAGCAAGCAGAACAUUGUGCUGAACGUAUUGGACACCACCAAUCAGUCACAUCCGAUCAGUAUGUAUGGUUCAGAUGAAGCGGAUGAUGCUUUGGAGUAUGUCAGUACCCUUAAUUUUGGCGAUCCAUUUAGGAAGCAUGAAAUGCGAUGCAGAUUCAAGCAGAAACCUCCAUGGCCUUGGCUUGCGAUAACAACAUCGUAUGGAUUUCUUGUGAUUGCGAUGCUCACUGGGCAUAUAUGUUAUGCAACAGUAAAUAGGAUUGCCAAAGUCGAAGAUGACUACCAGAAAAUGAUGGAGCUCAAGAAGCAGGCUGAGGCAGCUGACAUAGCAAAGUCACAGUUCCUUGCCACUGUUUCCCACGAAAUUAGAACUCCAAUGAAUGGUGUUUUAGGAAUGUUGCAUAUGUUGAUGCACACGGAUCUAGAUGUAACUCAACAGGAUUAUGUUAGAACUGCCCAGGCCAGUGGAAAAGCUCUGGUCUCACUUAUCAAUGAGGUUUUGGACCAAGCGAAGAUUGAAUCUGGUAAACUGGAACUUGAGGCGGUACAAUUUGAUCUGCGGGCCAUACUCGAUGAUGUAUUGUCCCUCUUUUCUGGGAAGUCCCAGGAAAAAGGAGUGGAGUUGGCCGUUUUCAUUUCUGAUCAAGUUCCUGAGAAGUUAAUUGGUGACCCUGGAAGAUUUCGACAAAUCAUAACCAACCUUAUGGGAAACUCGAUUAAAUUCACAGAGAAAGGCCAUAUCUUUGUCACAGUGCAUCUUGCUCAAGAGGUCAUGGACUCGUUAGAUGUUGAGACUGAGUCAUCGUCGAAGAAUACCUUGAGUGGCUUCCAAGUUGCUGAGAGACGUCUCAGCUGGGCGAAAUUCAAGACCUUUAGCCAACAUGAAUGUGUUUGUUCUUACCCUUCCUCUACCUACGACCUCAUCAAUCUAAUUGUAUCAGUUGAGGAUACAGGAGUUGGGAUCCCAUUUGAGGCCCAAUGUCGUGUUUUUACUCCCUUCAUGCAAGUUGGUCCUUCCAUAUCCCGUACACAUGGAGGGACUGGCAUAGGGCUAAGCAUAAGCAAGUGUUUGGUUGAGCUCAUGAACGGAGAGGUUGGAUUUGUGAGCAUACCCAAUGUAGGAUCCACGUUUACCUUCACGGCCGUCUUCAACAAUGGCCAUUCCAAUUUGAAUGAGUACACGUGCCAGCAAAUGAAUAAUCAAUCCAAUUCUGCAAACUCGGAGUUUGAGGGCAUGAGUGCACUAGUGGUGGAUCCCAGAUCUGUCCGAGCCAAAGUAUCCAAGUAUCAUGUCCAGAGGCUUGGAAUCCAAGUCGAGAUCGUCUCAGACUUGAAUCAAGUUUUGUCAUCAUUAAAAAGCAGGAAACCCAGAAUCGACAUGGUGCUUAUUGAAGAGGAGGUCUGGAACAAUGAUUCAGAUUUGUCCAUUCUUUUUGUUGAUCAGUUAAGGCAUAUAGACCAAAAGGUUACUCCAAGGCUCUUCCUUUUAGCAAAAUCCAUUAGUUCAACCCGGAGUGACAAUGUGACUUCUGAUACUCAUAGUCCUGCUGUCAUCAUGAAACCUCUAAGGGCUAGUAUGGUGGCCGCUUGUCUACAGCGAACCAUGGGUAACAUGGGGAACAAGGGAAAUUGCCGCAACAGCGAAGUCUCCAGGUUAUCUCUGCAGCAUCUUCUCCUAGGAAGAAAAAUUCUAAUCGUAGAUGACAAUAAGGUGAAUCUUAAAGUGGCUGCGGGUGCAUUGAAAAGAUAUGGAGCUGAACUGGUCUGUGUGGAAAGUGGGAAAGAGGCGAUUAGUUUGCUUACACCACCACACAGCUUCUAUGCUUGCUUCAUGGAUAUCCAGAUGCCGGGAAUGGAUGGGUUUGAAGCUACAAAAACAAUCCGAGACGUGGAAAAAAGUGUCAACCGGAAAAUCCAACUUGGGGAAGUAUCUGCAGAAGCACAUGGAAACGUCUUGAAUUGGCAUGUGCCCAUCUUGGCCAUGACGGCGGAUGUGAUUCAUGCGACUCAAGAAGAGUGCAUGAAGUGUGGAAUGGAUGGAUAUGUUUCAAAGCCUUUUGAAGCAGAACAACUUUAUCGGGAAGUUUCACGAUUUUCCUAUUCAGCUGAGAGUCGGAAACUGUAAAGGUGACUCCAUUGCAGGUCGCUGAAUUCAUAGUGGAUCGUCAUUCUUCUCACUUCUCCUCAAUGAAGUCAAAGUUCUUCACCAAAGUAUUACGUGGAAGAGUGUGUAAAUAGAGCAAUGCCUUAUUGCCGGCAAAUUGAUUUUUGACAGAUUGUCCAUAGAUAGCAACCGCUUGUUGUUUUUUCCUUACACGCUUCAUCUCAUCACGUGUGACCUCCAUCAGCAGCCGAGCAAAUAGAAGUUCAUUAGAGGGAUUCAGAUUCGGAACAAGGAUAAGUCCCGGGAAAUCGUGUGGAUUGGUUGUAUCAUAGCAGCAGCAAUGGCGGCGUUGUGUCGUCUUUCUUAUACAUAUGUAGCAAACUCACCAUUCACAAUGACCUUGUUCUUCUUAUCUUAGGACAGCUACUGUCUGUAGAGUCUGAACUAGAGCGUUGGAUUCAGAUGUAAGAAUGAAAGUUGUAGAUCUUAGCAUAGCGUUGUCUACUUUCAUGUUCGUUGCAUGAUUCUUUUUUGCCC